GCAAAAAGAGAUUUCAGUGAAACUGGGAAUCCUGAACCAAAAGUUGAGAAGAUGGGAAAUGCAGAAAGCAAUGCCUAUCAGAAUCACCUUUCCAGAUUUCUUCCCGAGGAGCAGUCUGACAUUGAUGGAGUAUUUGAUACCUUAUCAGGACCGAGUGGCUCAGCUGGAGCAAAAAAUGGCAAAGCUACAAAGAAAACUGUGACACUGGCAGCACUACAGGCUUAUAUGCGAGAGCCAUUACCAGAGCAAAUGACUCUUCGGUUAUACAAUGGAAUGAAAAGUAUUGACCUGACUGGGAAAUCGUCUGGGCUGAGUGAACAGAUUGCUAAGGAGCAGUUUGUAAUUUUUAUGUCAAACCUCUUAAAAGGGAACGCAGAGGAGAAGAUUUCCAUAAUAAUGAGAAUGAUCUCCAAGACAGAAGGGCCUGUGAAGGGCAAACAAAUCCAAGAGUUCACAGAGGAUCUGAUCAUGUCUGUAGUCCAUGUACUGAGCUACAGGAAGGAACUGAAAGGUUGGAAUUUGGAGAAUACCAGCGAUUCUGCAAGUGGAGUAAAGGCUCUGGCUUCUCAGCUGCUCUCAGAAUUGAAGCUUGCAGAUGGGACAAAACCUGUGGGUCCUCAGAUGAUGGAGACAAAGUUUGAUCAAAGUCUUAUUGAGGAUUGGGUGUACCGAGUUCCACAGAUCUCAGUUUUCCUCAGUGUUGUUAUCAGGCAAGGCCUCCAUGUUCUGCAUUCUCUCCCAGACCAAACAAAAGACAUAGCCAACCUGGUUCCAGGCUGCAAAGGCAUCAAAGGAAGAGGACUUGUCAGUCUCUUUGACAUCCCAGCCAUCAUCUACAUCAACUCCCAUCUGCCUGCAGAGCUACAGCACAAGUGGCAGCUUUUAUUUUCUUCUAAGCUUCAUGGAGAAAGCUUUUCACAGUUAUGUGGGCAUAUAGUGCACAAAGGUCCUUGCAUAGUGGUCUUGAAGGACUUAGAUGGUUAUGUCUUUGGUGGGUUUGCAUCUCACUCCUGGGAGGUAAAGCCACAGUUUCAAGGUGACAACAGAUGCUUUCUGUUUUCUGUUUUCCCGUCUCUUGCUGUAUACAUGUACACAGGGUAUAAUGACCACUACAUGUAUUUGAACCAUGGCCAACAAACAAUGCCAAAUGGACUUGGUAUGGGUGGACAGCAUGGGUACUUUGGACUCUGGAUAGACAGCGACUACGGGAAGGGACACAGUAAAGCAAAACCUCGAUGCACCACCUACAACAGUCCCCAGCUGUCAGCUAAAGAGGAUUUUACACUGGAUGCCAUGGAAGUUUGGGCAGUGGGAGACCUCCCUGAAAGCACAGGGAUGAAAGGUAAGAAGAGUAUCCUGGAUGUAGAUCCUGAGGCUCAGGCCUUAUUAGAAAUGACUGGGAAAAGUCGUCAGAGUGAAGGUCUGCGAGAACCCAUGGAAGAGGAUGAUGACGAUGAUGAGAACUAAAAG
This is a messenger RNA of Mesitornis unicolor (brown roatelo), 1470 nucleotides long. It is a transcript of the gene MEAK7, whose product is annotated as TBC/LysM-associated domain containing 1. The transcript is spliced from 8 exons. NCBI's taxonomy places the organism in Eukaryota, Metazoa, Chordata, Aves, Mesitornithiformes, Mesitornithidae. Gene Ontology annotation, biological process: TOR signaling. Bases 52 to 1467 code for a protein of 471 amino acids. The record is from RefSeq and is a predicted model, not a curated record.